AUGAGCUCGGGCGUCUCAGCCGUCGGCCACAUCUUCCCAGAUUGCGGAAGCGGUCCCCUAGCCGGCAACGAUGUCUGCAACACCGGUCUUUCUGUAGGGCAAAGAGCUCAAGCUCUCGUUGCCGCCCUCGAGAAAGAUGAGAAAUUUGGGCUACUAUCUAGCACGUCACCCGGGGUCGAAAGACUUGGGCUGCCUAGCUACGAGUGGUGGCAAGAAGCUCUGCAUGGCGUUGCGUCCUCUCCUGGAGUGGCGUUCAGCAACUCCGGCGACUUUUCUUAUGCGACAUCCUUCCCACAGCCGAUCUUAAUGGGGGCUGCAUUCGACGACGAUCUUAUCGAGGCUGUGGCGACGGUUGUUAGCACCGAAGCCCGCGCGUUUAACAAUUUUAAUCGAUCGGGAUUGGAUUAUUGGACGCCAAACAUCAACCCCUAUCGCGACCCUCGAUGGGGGCGAGGACAGGAAACUCCUGGAGAAGAUCCCUUCCAUCUGAGUUCCUAUGUGACGGCCCUAAUCAAGGGUCUUCAAGGUGGAGAGGACCCCGAUGUCCUCAAAGUGAUUGCUACCUGCAAGCACUUUGUUGCAUACGAUAUCGAGGAUUGGCUAGGAAAUGAACGCUAUGAAUUUGAUGCCGAAGUCAAUUCCCAAGAACUGGCCGAGUAUUACAUGCCGCCAUUCGAAGCUUGUGCGAGGGCAAACGUUGGCUCUGUUAUGUGCUCGUACAAUUCUCUGAACGGCGUACCAACCUGUUCGAACUCGUACAUCCUGCAAGACAUUCUUAGAGAUCACUGGAAUUGGACACGAGAUUACCAAUACGUCGUCUCGGAUUGCGAUGCCCUUCAAAAUGUCUACCUACCUCACAAUUACCGCGACACUCGUGAAGGCGCCGCUGCCAGCUCCCUUCUCGCUGGCACGGAUCUCAAUUGCGGUACCUACUACCAGAUCCACUUACCCACAGCUUACGAACAAGGCAUUAUCAACGAUGACACUCUCGAUAAAGCCGUCACACGACUAUACGCGGGUCUUAUCAAGCUAGGUUACUUCGACCCAGCAAACUCCAACCCCUACCGAUCUCUAGGCUUCUCCAACGUAUCCACCCCUUACGCCGAAGACCUCGCACGCAAGGCUGCAGAAGAGGGCAUCGUACUAAUCAAAAACGACGGCACCCUCCCCCUCCAAGUUUCCGAAGUCACCAACCUCACCGUCGUCUUCAUCGGGAACUGGGCCAACGCAACAACAGACAUGCAAGGCAACUACCAAGGCAUCGCGCCGUACCUCCACUCCCCCUACUACGCCGCGACCCAAACCCCCGGUAUCAACGCCGUAUACGCCGGCGUGCCCGGCGAUCCCGUGACAAACGGCUACCCGCUCGCCCUCGAAGCCGCGUCCACAGCCGACAUAAUCGUCUUCGCGGACGGCCCCACCGUCGCCUCCGAAGCCGAAGGCAACGACCGCACAUUGAUCCGGUGGUCCGGCGAAAGCAUCGACAUCAUGACCGAGCUAGCCAGCCUCGGCAAGCCGUUCGUUCUCGCGCAGAUGGGCGGCCAGCGCGACGACGCUCCCUUCCUAAACCACCCGAACGUCUCCGCGAUCCUGUGGGCGGGAUACCCCGGCCAAGCUGGCGGUGAUGCAAUCGUUAACGUGUUGACGGGGAAGGUGGCGCCUGCGGGACGGCUGCCUGUGACGCAGUACCCCGAGAGCUAUGUGGAUCAGGUGCCGAUGACGGAUAUGGGAUUACGUCCCGACGCGCAGACGGGGAAUCCAGGACGCACGUAUAUGUGGUAUGAGACGCCCACGGUACCCUUCGGGUUCGGGCUGCAUUACACGGAGUUCAGCGCCACGAUCAACGCCCCGGCAGAAACCGCGUUCGAGAUCGCGGAUUUAACGGCGGGGUGUGUCGGCGCGACGCACUUGGACCUCUGUCCGUUCCAGGUGAUCCCCGUCACCGUCGCGAACACAGGUUCCACGGACUCGGAUUUCGUGGCUUUGGGGUUUGUGGCGGGGGAGCAUGGGCCGGUGCCGUAUCCGAUUAAACGGCUUGUGGGGUAUAAGCGCUUGCAUGGUGUUCAGGGAGGGGGAGAGCAGGUUGCGGAUUUGACGUUGACGCUGGGGAGCUUGGGACGAAGGGAUGGGGAGGGGAAUUUGGUGUUGUUUCCCGGGGAGUAUAGUUUGCUUGUUGAUGUGCCGACGCAGGCGACGUGGAACUUUACGCUGAGGGGCGAGGCGUUUGUGCUGGAUUUGUGGCCGCAGGAUACGGGGGCUUAA
Messenger RNA from Annulohypoxylon maeteangense, 2262 nucleotides. Its product is annotated as glycoside hydrolase family 3 protein. Lineage: Eukaryota; Fungi; Ascomycota; Sordariomycetes; Xylariales; Hypoxylaceae. The record is from RefSeq and is a predicted model, not a curated record. Gene Ontology annotation, cellular component: plant-type cell wall. Gene Ontology annotation, biological process: xylan catabolic process; arabinan catabolic process. The transcript is spliced from 4 exons. Bases 1 to 2262 code for a protein of 753 amino acids. Gene Ontology annotation, molecular function: xylan 1,4-beta-xylosidase activity; alpha-L-arabinofuranosidase activity.